Molecule: messenger RNA, 2925 nt
Organism: Syngnathus acus (greater pipefish)
Lineage: Eukaryota; Metazoa; Chordata; Actinopteri; Syngnathiformes; Syngnathidae
Product: basal body-orientation factor 1-like
Exons: 10
Coding region: 482-2212 (576 amino acids)
Source: RefSeq, a predicted model, not a curated record
GCCUGAAAUAUUAUUGAAGGUUUCCAUGAAACGUUGUCAUUGCUGUGAUAUUUUGCCUUUAAAGUUAAUUUGGGGUAUGUGUCAUGCGAAACAAUGAGUCAUUUUGGUUUUGUAAAACGAUUUGAUGAUUCAAUGCUGUCUUUCAGCAUUUCAACUUGUGCACAUUCCACAUCUACACACACUGUGUGCACUUUUUAGGAGAUUUGGUCUGCUAAAGAAAUAAACUGUGUUGACAAUGCGGCUUGAGGAAAUCAUCUAACCUCACUGGAUUCCCAGAUGCAUCACUAGAAAUUGCCUCUCUGGCAAACACUCACCGGCUUCUGAAUCAAAUGUGCAUGCCUCGCAUGAGACAGCUUUCCCAGAUCACACAUCACUUAUUCUUCUAAGGACUUUUUUUUUUUUUUUUUUACUCCCUGCAAAACUGGCAUCACUUAAUCCUACCACUUCUGCAGGAUCAUGUAGCCGAGAAACUUGAGCCGCCAUGACGUCUCCAUGGCGACAAAGAUACACAACUAGUCAGAGCAGGUUGCACGAGAGAUGCUGUCACCACCACUGGCGUACUUGUACUAGUUCUAUCUGGCAUUUUAUAUUUGCAGAAGGAAAAAAAAUGCACAGGAAGAAAGUCGUCAAAGUGAGAAAGAUAAAAACCGGAAAAGGAAAGAAGAGCGAAAAACGGGAGUCCAAAACCGACAAAGACUUUGACCUAGAUAAUGCCAAAGCCAAAGUUACCUUGUGGGAGCUGAAACUCCGACUAACAGAGCAGACUCUCGCUGAAUAUCGCGAGAGCUGCGGCCGGCUGGCACGCGUCAACGAUGACCUUGGCAACAAGCUGGCACAUGCUGAGCGACAAAUCCUUGAAGCCACCGCUCACUGGCAGAGGUUGGAUGCUGCCAAAGAUGAGAAGAUGAAUGCACUUCAUGAUGCGCUCAAAAGUCAAGAGGCGCACGCUCUUGAGCAGCAGAACAAACUGGUUGAACAUUACAUGCUUGAAAUCAACGAGAUGAAGGAGUUGUUCAGAAAGCGAGCCGGCGAAUUUGAGACGAUACAGGAUGGAAUGAAGACCAUUGAGGAGUUCCAGACGAGAAAAGCCCAAAUGGAGCAGGAGCUCAGUGAUGUGCGGAACAUUUUUUUUUUCUCAUUCUCAUUUCCCGUGGCUUUGACUUACAUGAUAACUUCAUUACAGAUAAGAAAAAGCAUGGAGCUCGCUGAGAAGGAGCACAGGGAAAAUCGAAUCGAGAUGGAGUACCGGUUCUUCACAGAAAAGGCUCGAUUGGAGAAGGAUGCUGAGGAAACGAUAGCCCAGAUGGACAAGCAAGCCCACCAUGAAGCCAUUUUACAGCUGGACGACGCCUCGCGCUGUGUGUUCAAGGAAAACGUCCGUCUCAACGAGACACUGAAGCACCACAUGAAGGAGGCAGAGGAGCUACACAAACUGGCAAACUCGCUGGCGAAGGAAAACACGGCCCUGGCAGUGGACAAGAAGACACUGGACCUGCUGGCAAAGAAAAACGUAGCCCAGAUGGUGGCCCAAAAAGAAGAGCUGACUCGUUUGAAAGAAAAGAUAGAUUCUUUGGAGAAGACUCUGGAAGAGAAAAGGGAUGAGCAUGAGCGCCGUGAGGAGAAGAUGCUGCUCAGCUCGCAAGUCGACAAAGCGGAGUUGGAGAAGCUUCAAAGUGUGCUCUCCAUGCGGGAGAAAGAAUUAAAGCAUGUCAAGAAGCUAGCUGGCGCCAACAUGGAGCAGCGGUCUGAGCUGGAGCGCUUCUUCCAUGAGGCUCUGGCUCUGGUGAAGGAGGAGAUAGCGGCCACUCGGGUUCAGUAUAAAAAAGAGACACAGCAGGCUUAUCAAUGGACGCUCAAACAGGCCACGGCAGGAAAGGUCAAGUUCCCGCCCAUCCGCACCUUCCAGAACACUCCAUAUAGCACCAACUCAGUCUACUCCGACUUGGAAGAAGCUGCACGGUGGAUUCAUCAACCGGGAAGUAAAGUGGAAAUUUCAGAUCUCACUUGGGAACAAAAGGAGCAAGUUCUCCGUCUCCUGUUUGCGAAAAUGAAUAGACAAAGGCCAAGGAGAGCCAACAAUCUGGCGGCACCCUCGUCCGACAGUCAUGUCGCUGGAGAGGAGCACUGCGCCCUGUCAACCUUCAUUACUCAGGCCCCUGACUCCCUCCUUCCCACCAAUACCAACAGCCUGGCAGAGAAACGCACCACAUGAUCUUCGUGUGGCCUUGCUGUCCAUCAUUAAGUUUUGGAUCGGUCGCCGUAUACCGCAUUGUUAACACGUUAGGUUUGUUUCCCCUCUUACAGUAUUUUGAGCCCUUAAGUGUUGGGUUUGUUCGCCCUGUUAAUUUUUUAACAUAGCAAGAUAUUUUGGACUGUUUGCUUUGUGUUCUAUGCUUCCAAAUUUGUGUUUGGAGUUUGGGGGAAAGCCCGCCGGAAACAAAAUCCCUCAACCCGACUCAAGUUUAACAUGCAACUUUUGGAGUGAGUUAGAGAUUCUAACCGAGCUGACUUUCUGCUUCGUAACCCACAGAAAUAUUAAAUAGGUGAAUUUUUUUCAGGAAAAUAUUGUCAAUUGUUACAUUCUGAGUCAGCUACUCAUGAAUAAUGAAUUGGUGAGCAUCACUGCACAACAAUCUCAGUUCCUGUAAUGGGCAAGUGUCCCAAUACUAUUGACUGGAUUGGAGCGAUAUAGAGUGCCUGACUACUUGAAUAAAUCCGGUUUAUUAAGUACCAUUGAGUCGUCAUUUAUCGGAGAGGUUUCCGCGUCCAGUAGUCAGUACGGGUUAUUCUAGCGUCCCAUUGUUGGCAUGGUAACGGCAGGACUCUUGAGUGUAGCAUCCUCAGCUUUCCACUGGGAAGUGAUUGUUUUGAUCUGUGUGUAAAACUGAAUGCCCUGGAUACAAAUAAAACAUUGUUUGUCAACAA